Messenger RNA from Aphanomyces astaci, 1744 nucleotides. RefSeq lists its product as hypothetical. Gene Ontology annotation, cellular component: nucleus; Holliday junction resolvase complex. NCBI's taxonomy places the organism in Eukaryota, Oomycota, Saprolegniomycetes, Saprolegniales, Verrucalvaceae. Gene Ontology annotation, molecular function: DNA binding; 3'-flap endonuclease activity; crossover junction DNA endonuclease activity. The transcript has 11 exons. The record is from RefSeq and is a predicted model, not a curated record. The coding region runs from base 18 to 1697 and encodes 559 amino acids. Gene Ontology annotation, biological process: mitotic intra-S DNA damage checkpoint signaling; double-strand break repair via break-induced replication; DNA catabolic process.
CCAGGAUCGGCGGACCGAUGCCACCAAAAUGCGCACAUCCAUCCAACGAGUUCCUCGUGAUGGAGAUGGAAAAGCUCCUUGAACAAGAAGGAGCUAAGUCCCAUCGACGGGUGGCUCCAGGCCAAGUGAACCAUACCGUUUCGUCAUACCAACGUGCCCUGCAUUCGAUUCGGACGCAUCCCGCGUCCAUUGAAACCGGCGAGCAAGCCAAAGCGUUGCGAGGCGUGGGCAACUUCAUUGCACAGAAAAUCAACGCUAUUUUGAUCCGUCUUGAGGCGGCCGCGACGUACGGCGAAGAAAUGGCAAGGCAUCUUCCGCCAGAGGAGGAUGCCGCACGGACACAGAAGGCGGCGGCGGCAUCCAAGAAGCGCAAAGCGACACCAUCCAACGGUCUAGUCGAGCACCCAAGCAGCGGUGAUGUGUCCAAGGUCUAUAAGCCAGCAAAGGGAAAAUUGCCUUGGUACGUGAUCAUGGCACUUUGGGAUGUUGGAGCCACAUCCGAAGCCCGCGCCGUGGAUUUGAGCGAACUCGUGACCGAGAUGAAGGCCUUGGGCUUUGUAGGCACAACAUCUCAACUGUCCACGCGCAUGUCGAGCCUUAUCAACGCCCACCACGUCGUAGCCAAGGCGGUGGAUGGUGGUCUCUUGUAUUUAUCCUUGGCUGGCAUUCAAAGUGCCACUCUAUGUCGCCAGGAAGCCCAACCAGCGAAUGGAUCUGGACCAACUCGCCAGCCCAGUGCCGCCACGCCGCCAUUCGAUUGGUCCACGACAAACCUGUCUAAAUUGAUACCCACCGUUCCGCAAGUCCGACCCAACGACGACGAGGCGUGGGACAUCGUGCUGCUGUUGGACCAUCGCGAGAUGAUUUCAAGAACGAAUCGAUCUGUGUUUGAACGCAAACUGCUCGAGGCGAAUGUCACGUGUGAAGUGCGCGCGCUCAAUAUUGGCGACAUGAUAUGGAUUGCUCGCGCUCCUACUCGAAUGCAUCAAGGACAACCACAGGAAUUCGUGCUGGACGUGGUCGUGGAGCGAAAGAAUAUCUCGGAUUUAGCCAGCAGCAUUGUCGACAAGCGAUACACGGAACAAAAGGCCCGGCUCAAGGAGAGUGGGCUGCGCUACGUGAUAUACCUAGUCGAAGGGUCCUUGGCAUCCCAAUCGACGUGUAUCCGAGGUGGAGGGCUGCAAACUGCCCUCACGCGCACCCAGGUGCAGCACAACUUUCUCGUAUACCACGGGGCGUCCCACGAUGAGACGGUGGGGUUCCUCGCCGCCGUGCACCGUCAUAUUGUUCACCACUUCCACCCCCAUUUGGUCUGUACGAACCCCCCUGUUCCCGCCGCGACUCUACCCUUGGCGUCGCCGCCACCGCCCCCUCUGCGCGAUUUUACCCAAGUGGUACCCGUGACGUGGCAGCUCCACAGCGAGUUUCAAACGGCGUCGCGGAAAAAAGCCGCGCUCACCGUGGGCGAAAUCCACCAAAUGAUGCUCAUGCAAGUGCCAAAACUCGGCCGCGCCACCGUGUCGCAUGCUGCCGCGACGUUCCCGACCAUGGCCAGCUUGUGGACCCACGUGCAAGGAGGCCACCCAUUGGCGCUUGGAUCCACCACUCGCCGCGCGGCCGAGCCCCGCCACACGUUUCUUGUCGACUUAAUCAGUCGACCAACCUAUACGACAACAGCCCCAACAACAAAGUACUAGUAGUAGUUUUAGUAACGUUCCUGCUAUAUUAAUAGUAGUAAUCAUGC